UGUGCCUUUGGGCUAGUUGUUUACACACUGAUAUUUGACUGUGAUCUUAUUUGAAGAUUUUUUCUGCAUUUUUGUAUCAGAUUUAAUUUAUAUUUUGUAUUUUUCUUGGACUAGUACUACAAACAGUGUUUAAUUUAAUGUCAUAUGGAAUAGAUUUUCGACCAGAAAUUAACGAAGCUAAAAUAUCCCAGGGACAUUUAUUAUUAGCGGUAGUAGCAAGUAAUGGCCCAAGUCAGUCCCGUGGGUCAUAAUCACGUCGCAACAGCAGAAGAAACAGGACAAGCCGAAGUUAACGGAACUUCUAUCACCGAUCUCGAUCAAUCACCGAAUUAUUACAAACGAGACAUGCCAUCGGCAUACACUGGCAAUGUUGAAACGGAGGAAAGACGAGAUGUUUCCAGCCAUGGAGGACUUGGUCAGCUGGUCAGUUCUAUGUCUACAACAGGAUCAUUUCCGCCGGCUCCAAGACUAUCUCACACUCCAACAUCUGACUUCCAGCCUCCAUACUUUCCUCCGCCAUAUAACCUCCAGGCACAACAAGGAAUGGAAUUUCACCAUGCUCAUUUUAAUACAGACUCAUAUUCUCAUUUAAGUAAUUUCCAUCCAGGAUCCCAAAAUUAUCAACAAAUUCAUGUUCCGGACAGUAGAGCUAUCCGUUAUAAAGAAGAACCCAUUCAUAACAUGCAUGGACUUACGGCACCUAAUGAUUCCCGGAGGUUAGACUAUGGAGGAUUUAGACGCUCUGAUGUUUUAGUCCCCGGUGGCCAUUUAGGAUUUGGUGAACACGACGGGUCUUUUGUGCACCAUAAUUCAGUAACACAGGCCAUUGAAGAUGCUGUUCAUCAAAACAUUAUAGAGGAUACGAAUAAUUACAUUGCCGAUAGCCAUGGAGUCAUCAGAAAAGGAAUUCGACCUAAAACUGAAAAUGGUAAAGAAUUAAUUAUAUCAGGAAUAACCUCCCCUGGAGACAUAUUCUGUUCAGUGCCAGGACGACUGUCCUUACUGAGUUCAACAUCAAAGUAUAAAGUAACUGUUGCUGAAGUCCAAAGACGAUUAUCUCCUCCUGAAUGUUUAAACGCAUCUCUAUUAGGUGGCGUUCUUCGUCGAGCUAAAUCUAAAAAUGGAGGAAGAUCGCUUCGAGAAAAGUUAGAUAAAAUUGGUCUGAGCUUACCAGCCGGAAGACGUAAGGCUGCAAACGUCACGCUUCUGACGUCACUAGUCGAGGGAGAGGCAGUAAGGUUAGCACGAGAUUACGGGUACCUGUGUGAGACUGAAUUUCCAGGCAGACAGUGUGCUGAAUAUAACAGUCGACAAUAUAAUACACAAGAUCCGUCAGAACUUGUAACGAGAAAAAAUAUGAUUUUAGCUACAAAGCAAAUCUUGAAAGAAUUCAUGGAUCUUCUCAAUCAAGAUAGAUCUCCACUAGGAAAUACUCGACCACAGACCAUUCUAGAACCAGGAAUUCAAAGACAUCUUACACAUUUCAGUUUAAUAACACAUGGCUUUGGUUCGCCCGCCAUUGUUGCUUCACUGACUGCUGUUCAGAAUUAUUUAAAUGAAAUGUUAAAAGUUAUUGACAAAAAUUUUACUUCUCAAAAUACACAAGUGUCCUCGGCCAAUCAAGUGGAUGUUAAGUCAAAGUUACAAGAAAAGGACGAUAAUAUCCGAGAUUGAAAUUUAAAUAUUUAUUCAAAAUCAUCUAUUUACAUAUCAUCUGGUUGAGGUAUGAUGAAGAGAUGUUCCGAAUGUCUAAAAGUGCUGAUAAUUCCAAAAGACAAAUGUGCUUAGUUUGUUUCCAGUGUAAGGUAACCAGACUUUGCUAAUUCCAAGGAAAUCCAGUGAAUUGCGAGAACAUUUAUAUUAACUUUUAUCGUAGCUGAAAAAAAUCAGCGUAAAGAUACUGUUUUAAGCCAUUACCCGUGUUUAUUCAUUGUGUUUGUUGUUUAUAUAAAUGAAUUCAAACGGUUGUGGCAUUACCAGAAAGAUUAAUCAAAACAACAGUGCCUGACAAUUCUUUUUUUUCUUGCCAUUCUUUUUCUCUUCAUUCUUGUAUGGAUGCGAGUGAGUGAUAGUAAAAAUCAUUGUAGCAUUCCAUUGUCUCAUAUUUUACACGGGUCAAAUUAGUCAUUCUUUGAAAGCCUUACUAAUUAAUCAAAAUACAAGAGUUCUAAUAUGUUAUGUAGUCUCUUUCUAGUCGAACUGAAAUCAAAAUAUUUGGAGAAAUGUUAUAUUAUUUGUUUUUUUUAUAUUUUGUGAAAGCAUAUAUAAGCGAGUUUAAUGUGUUCAUUGGAUAUAAGUACAUUCCUAACUUAUGUGAUGUCCAGUGAAGAGUUAUUGUACAUGUUAUAAAUAUGAAAAAUUAAUAUGUUUAUGUAUUAUGAUAUUAUAUGAACAUGUGGUUCAUAUAUUAAAAAAAAGAAACAAUUA
Messenger RNA from Mytilus californianus (California mussel), 2427 nucleotides. RefSeq names its product transcription factor AP-2-epsilon-like. Gene Ontology annotation, biological process: regulation of cell population proliferation; anatomical structure development; regulation of transcription by RNA polymerase II. The coding region runs from base 223 to 1674 and encodes 483 amino acids. NCBI's taxonomy places the organism in Eukaryota, Metazoa, Mollusca, Bivalvia, Mytilida, Mytilidae. The transcript has 7 exons. The record is from RefSeq and is a predicted model, not a curated record. Gene Ontology annotation, molecular function: RNA polymerase II transcription regulatory region sequence-specific DNA binding; DNA-binding transcription factor activity, RNA polymerase II-specific. Gene Ontology annotation, cellular component: nucleus.